Molecule: messenger RNA, 4697 nt
Organism: Corvus hawaiiensis (hawaiian crow)
Lineage: Eukaryota; Metazoa; Chordata; Aves; Passeriformes; Corvidae
Product: interleukin-1 receptor-associated kinase-like 2
Exons: 13
Coding region: 383-2608 (741 amino acids)
Biological process (GO): signal transduction; protein phosphorylation
Cellular component (GO): plasma membrane
Molecular function (GO): protein binding; ATP binding; protein kinase activity
Source: RefSeq, a predicted model, not a curated record
UCCCGUUCGGUCCGUACCGCCGGCCCUGCCAGCUGUGCGCAACACCAGGGAAAACACCUCUCGCUUCCGGCACGUGAAACUCGUAAUUUGGCAACCAGGCUGGAGUAAUAACCAGUCAUGGAAAGGAAAAUCUGAUUUGCAUCUGGGGCCGGAGUCUGACGUCAGCCGGAGCAGGAAGCAGCGCUUCAGAGACUGCCGGGGAUCGCUUGCAGGUUUGCGGGCUCUUUCCCCGGCAGCGAGCCUCCCCGGCCGGGCGGGACAUGCUGUGAGGGCAGCUCCUCAGAGAAGAGGAAGCUCUGGGAGAAAAGAGGAGAGGCCAGUGAGAGUCGCUGCCCGCGGCCGCGGUGCCUGGCCCGGGGAGCACCAUGCGCAGCCGCUGCUGAUGGCCGCGGUGGGGCCAGAGGGCUGUCCGGAGAGGGACCGCGGAGCGAUGGCCCUGCAGCAGCCGCCCCUCGCCCUCAGAGGGGGCUCGGGCCCGCCGCUGUACAUCCACAGUAUGCCCGCCUGGGUGCUGGAGGACUUCUGCCAGAAGAUGGAUUGCUUGAGCGACUACGACUGGAUGCGGUUCGCCUCCUAUGUGAUCACUGAUCAAACAGAGCUACGGAAAAUCAAAUGCAUGGAGAAGACAGGGAUCAGCAUCACGAGGGAGCUCAUGUGGUGGUGGGGAGUGAGGCUGGCGACAGUGCAGCAGCUCCUGGACCUGCUGCAAGGGCUGCAGCUUUACCGAGCGGCUCAGGUCAUCCUGGACUGGACAUCGGCCUCUGAUGUCACCAGCCCUAAGAAAGAAGAGCUGGAGCCGCCCAAACAGAUCAUAUCUGUACCUCCCACAGAAGGCAAAAGGAGAGAGAAAGAAAAUGAGAUAAGUUCGUUGCCAUGCCCAGACUCCUCACACCUGGGAGCAGUCCCAGCAGGCACUUCAGGUGCUGUUUCUGAAGGAGCCUUCUAUUCCCUCCCUGCUCCACCACCUCCCCCAAGAGACCUUUUGAGUUCCCUACAGUCCAUUCCUCCUGUUUUAUCAAGUGUGAAGCCUUGCAGCUCUUCUACUCCUCAGCAGGAGACGAUGGCUGAUCUCCCUAGCGGGAGUCUCCUGUGGACCCAGAGGGAAAUUGCUGAUACCACAAACAGUUUCAGUGACAAGAACAGAAUCUGUGAAGGUACUUUUGCAGACAUCUACAAAGGCCAGAGGAACAACAUGGUGUAUGUCAUCAAAAGACUCAAAGAGCUGGAAUGCACAAGCCCAAAUUCCACCCAGAGGUUCUUUCAUACAGAAGUGCAGAUUUGCUUUCGGUGUUGUCACAUAAACAUUCUGCAGCUGCUGGGGUUCUCGGUGGAAACUGGAUUGCACUGUCUGAUGUAUCCGUACCUACCCAAUGGCUCCCUGCAAAACAAGCUUCAGUGCCACGAUGAUUCUGCUCCACUGACCUGGGAGACGCGAAUUAGCAUUUCUAUAGGAGUAGUCAGAGCAGUGGAGUAUUUGCAUAAUUUUGGAAUUCUUCAUGGGAAUAUCAAGAGCUCAAAUGUCUUGUUGGACGAAAACUUUACACCAAAGCUUGGGCAUUCUGGCCUGCGAUUGCAUUCUUCUGAUAAAAAAUCGGAAUAUGCCACGAUGAAAACCAAAGUCCUACAAGCGUCUCUUACUUACCUGCCAGAAGAUUUUGUCAGACAUGGGCAGUUAACAGAAAAAGUGGAUAUAUUCAGCUGUGGUGUGGUCUUAGCAGAGAUACUGACAGGGAUUAAGGCACUGGAUGAAGACAGGCACCCGAUUUACCUGAAAGAUAUGAUUGCCGACGAAAUUCAAACAGCAAAAGAAAGCUCACACUCCAAAGUAAAAAAUUUGGAAAAAGUGGCUGCCAAGGAAAUCUGCUGCAAAUACCUAGACAGAAAAGCAGGGCACUUGCUGGAAGAGGUGGCUGUUGAUUUUGCAUCAGCCAUCUGCCUUUGCCUGAGAAAGAAAAAUUCGAACAUAGCAGAGGUACUUGAAAUUAUGGAAAUGGCUGAAAACAAAUUAAAAGAACAUUACAUCUGUGGAAGCAGCACUUCCGGAUUCUCCAUGAACACUCCAGAAGAAACUGAUGAUGAGACAGCCAGUCUGAGCAUGGAUGUGCCUUCUGCAGUGGGGAAUAAAGAGGAGAGCACCCAGGCAGCAAUCCUGACCAGUGGCAGCCCCUGCGCCCCUUUCAUGGGAGCUGUGGCACCCGACACGUACAGCAACUACAUGUCACGGGUCCCUUGUGAAUCAGAUGAGUCCAGUAGUUUCAUAUGGAAUCCUCCAGAAAAAUCCACAGAGGAGUUACCUAGCCACAACUGUUCCAAUUCAGAAAAAGUGGCAGCCUGUGAUUACAGGAUCAAGCAGGAAAAGCCUGCCCAGGGACUGCAGGAGAGAAACAUGGCAUGCGCCAGAGGUGAUGGCAUCCUGGAGACAGCAGCUGCUGCACAGGGCACCUGUCCACAGGGAAACACAGACCUGGACUCCUCGUGUGCUUCACAAGCCUUAGCCAGAGAGACAUCUUGGAAAAUACAGAUAAAUGAUCAAAAAAAGAAGCUAAUGGAAAAUAUUUUGCUGUAUGAAGAAGACAAGUUAAACAGUUCUGAACUUUUUGAAUCAUAAAUUGGAUGGACUUACAGCAGUGGCCAGCCCAGAAGAAAUAAGGACUGUCUCCUCAUUAGAAAGAUGGUAAAAGUGUACCUUUCAUGUAAGAUUAGGUAGCAUAUUUGGAACAUUAGCCCUGACUAAAGGAAACAAAAGUACCACACGGAGAAGCAGCAGAAAAUCCCUGUUCUGUAGCAGAUUAAAGCACAGUCCCACUCUGUACACAGAAAUGCCUUUUGCCUUUUCAUCUGCAAUGUGAAAAGGAAUGGCAAACACAAGUGCCAAAAUAAUUUAUGAUUCAUUUGCAGUGCAGUGUGUUUCAGGAGGCAUCUGUUCAUCUCAUUAAACCGCAGUCCGGGGAGUUACAGAGCAAGCACUGACCAGUGGCCAGGCAGCAAUACCCUGUGUUGUUAUCCCCACUGCGUACAGCAGACAGGAAUCCGCAGAGUCAUUGGGGAGGCUUUCCAAUGACUCUCUCCUAUUCCAUAUAAUCUUAGUCCACGUACUCAAAACCACUGCAUUACCAGAGAGGGGGAUUUUUAUGCAAGUUCUCAGAAUGUUGUACGUGGCUUCAUCUCGGUUUCAAUUGCACUGACCACAGGUGUAAGUAAAUAACUUCAGCCACUUUCCUCUACUCUCAGAGCUUCUCUCCCACAUACACAUGUGACACCAUUUAAGUCCAACCUUUCAGUUCACUGUUGGGAGCUCUAAGACCAUGUUUAAUACUUAAUAGGACUACUUUUGGGAAUGUUUUUUUUUCUAAGUGUCCUUUACAUGUUAAUGUUUCUCACUGUGUUUCACACAGCAACUGUUGUAUAUUUCGGAUUACGGAAAAUAUUUUAAUUUAAAAUAGCUUUGUUUCUUUUACAGGACACUUGAAAUUUAAUUUAUUUUGGCAAUGGGUCAAAUAUAAGCUAGUAAGGGGACUUGUUGAUGGUCCCACGCUCACCAGGUGUUCUCAGAGGAAUCCUUGUGGGUGUCCCUUGGUUCACCCAGCAGUAGGAGCCUCGGUCUCAGCCCCAGGGAUCACAUGCAAAAGAAAAAAUAGAAACUUGUAUGCUGGUGUAUUUAUGAUCAAGUGAAACCCGCUUAAGAAAGUAUCACUUUUAUUUUUAUGAUAUUCAUUAUUCAUUAUAUUGCUAGCAUAUUCCACUCGUGUGCAGUCUAGGGAAAUACAGGUUUAUUAUAAACCAAAAGAACUGUCAGAGUAUGUAGCUCAGCUUACAGACAGGUGAGCUGUCUCCUGAGCACAGGGAACAGGGCCUGAUGUGCAGAAAUGGCUGGAAUUCACUGUGCAGUUCAGGAAACAAACAAAAAAAUUAAUUAUAUGUAAUUAUUUUAAUUGGAAUUGUGUAACAGUAUACAUUCCUAGCUUUACACAAAGGCCUCACACCUCUUUUUGUACAGUACCUAGUUCAUUGUAUGUAUUACUAUGAGCAAGUAAAAGUAUUUUAACAAAGACUGGAAUUAUCUACACAUUUCUCAAAUUAUUCUCUACACUAAAAACUGGUAAAAUUCUGUAAUUAUAAGUGCCUUGGAUACUGUCUAUAUAUUUACCAGUGUCAUUUUUUUUAUUUUACCAGAAUCAAACCAAGAUAAGAUUAGUACUGACAUAAGAAACAUUGUAUAUUCAGAUUGGUCAAUAACCGCUUAGUUCUACAGGAGAUUUGAGAUACUUUAUGGCACUGAAAAUGUAAUAUUCAUUGUUUUUCAUGGGUGUAUUCUGGGAGACCCAUUGCAACAACCUCAAUGAGUCUUCUCCAGAAAGGAAUGCACAUGGAUACACUGCAGAGCUGAAUGGGAAACGCGAGAGUUUUAAACUGAGAAAUGUAAUUUGUACACAGUUCUGUUUCAAAAAAGUGCUUUAGAAGUUUUGUUCUCCUGUAGUCACCAAAUGGAAUUGUUAUUCUUUGCCUUGUACCCUGAUAGUUUUAAAAUAUGCUGAGGUGAUAUAGGCGGCCUUAUAGAGUUACCUGAAUAUUUAACGUAACAUACAUAAGACACUGUGUGGUCUUAUAUUAACACUGUUAUGUAACUUGGCAAUUCAGAAGCCAGUUUAUGCAUUACCAUUUACUAAUAGCUUUGUGAAUAAAAAAACUGAAAAGUU